Molecule: messenger RNA, 6207 nt
Organism: Carassius gibelio (silver crucian carp)
Lineage: Eukaryota; Metazoa; Chordata; Actinopteri; Cypriniformes; Cyprinidae
Product: centromere protein F
Exons: 17
Coding region: 258-5345 (1695 amino acids)
Biological process (GO): metaphase chromosome alignment; mitotic cell cycle; regulation of G2/M transition of mitotic cell cycle
Cellular component (GO): chromosome, centromeric region; nucleus; spindle pole
Molecular function (GO): microtubule binding; dynein complex binding
Source: RefSeq, a predicted model, not a curated record
AUCAAGUUCUGAGGGGCUCGAGACAGCGACCGCGUGCACUCUGACUGUUAAAAUAGAGACAAUCUGAAACCGUUAAACGGUCAAACCCCUCACAUGUAACAGAUAAACAUAUCGGAUGUGUUUCAUUAACAGCAACGUAAACGGGGUUAAAGACGUCAAGAUCGCUGUGUUUCAAAAAGAUCAACAUAUCAGAAGUCCCGCACCGGAAGAUGUGCAGCCGAGCUUUCUGAAGCAUCAGUCUGUCAGUAUCUGCGGCGAUGAGCUGGGCCGGAGACGACUGGACCGUGGGUCUGACGGGUCACGUCCUACAGAAGGUUCAGCAGCUUCAGGCUCAGAAUGAGAAACUGGGCAAGGAAAGACAGCAGAGGCAGGUGCAGCUGGACAACUCUGAAGCAGCUCUGCACAAACAGAAGCAGAAGUAUGAGGAGGUGCGUGUGGAGCUGGCCACAGUUCACAGGGAGCUGGGAGGAGUGCGUGAAGUGGUGCAGAUGGAGGUGCAGGCCAGAGAGCGUCUGUCUCAUGACCUGCAGGUCAAAACGGGUCAGGUGCAUUCGCUGGAGGGACAACUCGAGUCUGCCAGAAAGCUGACACAGAACCUCACACAGGAGAUCAAACGGCUUGAGGCAGAGCUGGAAAAGCAGCAGAAGGGAAACGGCUCUGGGGAAUCCAUAUUGUUUUCCACACCUUGUUGGAACAUGAGCUCUCCUUGGGACAACAACGGUGGUUUCAGAUCGGAGAGUGAAAGCAAAACACAGCAUGCUAGACAGCUGGGCGGGACUUUCUCCCCGUUUCCACAGCAACCUCAUAAAUCCCCACCCCUUCAGAAACACAUCCACCAAUCAGAACCAUCCACCCCCUCCUCGGUGUUUCCAUGGGAACGUGAGGAUUUGUGGUCCACUCCCAAAGGACGACCAGCUCCAUCUGUGUCCUCCAGUGAUGUCAUAAUCAAGAACAGUGGCUCAGGGAUGGAGGAAGCCUUGAGGAAUGAGAUAGAUGAUCUGCGUGUGCGUGUGUCAAAUCUACAGUGUGAGGCAAAGCUGGAGUCCGAGCGCUUGAGAGACGUAGAGUCUCGUCUGGCUCAGGCUAACAGAGAGAUCAGCACCAAAGAACAGAGUCUGACACGCACGCAAGACCAGCUGACCCACGCACAGACCCGCAUCACACAAGAGACUGACCGGGCCCAGGCUUCUGAGCAGAAAGUCAAGCACCUUCAGGAGGAGCUGAAGUGUCAAAGGCAGAAUGCUGAAACCAGCCGCUGUAACGCAGAGCAGCGCAGGAAAGACACGGAGAGAGAACAUCAGAGGGAACUGUUGGAGCUGCAGAGAGAGAGACAGGCUCUGGAGAGACAACACCAGCAGGAGAGCAACAGACUCAACCAGGAGAUCCAGCAGGCCAGAACACUUCACAACACGCUGCAGGCUCAGCAUGACAAGGUGUGUUUGCAGAAGCAGAGUUUGGAGCGAGAUCUAGAGGAUGUGAGAGGAAAACUGAAGAACACAGAGUCUGACCUAAAAGAGAGUCAGAAGAGAGCGACACAGACGGAGGCCAAACUCACGGAGGCGGUGAGAGAUUGUGAGAGUCUCACUGUGUCUCUGGGCCAGGCGAAGAAACAGGAGAAAACUCUACAGGAAGAAGUAAAGCGGUUGACUGAAGAGCUUGCCGAGGCUCUCAGGCUUAUUAAAGAACUGCAGGCUCAACUGGCUGCUCCUCCAGCUGUGUCUGCUCCUCACUUCAGUUCUGCAGGAGACUGCUUCUCUCCCUCUGUUUCCCUCCAUCGUGACCGCUCUCCUCCUUACAGCCACUCCUCUCAGAGAAAGAAAGCCCCUAAAACAGGGCGAACAAGAGAAGAGGAGAGAAUGAAGUACCUCUCCGGCAGAGAGCCAGGAGAGGGCAUCGACGCGGAGCGCAUUGGGAAAUUUGAGUCUGAGGAAUCACUUCAAUUUAAAGGAAAAGGAAUCCGAACACAGCCAAGUGACUCUCUGAAACUGAGUGAGACUGACGUAGAGACCACAGUGACUGAACAGGAAACAGGUAUUGAAGACGUGGACACAGACUCGUUCACAUCUGAGUCAACCAGCGGCACAAUGCCUAAAAGUGAAUCGGACAUCUCUUACAGCCUGCAGGUAGAUGACACAUCAGGCCAAACAGAAACACGUGACUCUACACCUCUAAAAGGUCUGAAGAGAGAGAACAUGGAGCUUCGCGAUGAGCUUAGAGAUGUGAAAUAUGAGCUUCAGGCGCGACUUGAAGACCUCGAAACCCAGAGAAGAGCGGAAUCUGAGGCUAGGACCAAACUGAAACAGUUGAGUCGGAAACACUCGACACAGACAGAGCAGCAACGCGCCAAAGCUCUUGAGCUCAAAGAUAGCAUGACAAAACUGGAAGCCCAGCUGGAGCAAGAGAAGAAAGAGAGCACAAAACUGAGAGAAACUCUUCAAGUGCUAGAAAGAGAAGCUGAAAAGAGGCUGGAAGAGCUAGAGAGAGACCAGGAAGAAGGUUCCCAGCUGAAGAACGUCUCGGCUGAGAUGGAGCAAAAGGAGACUUGCAUGGAAGAAGAAAUGACACGAAUGAAAAAGGACUUACAAGUCCUUCAGCUCCAGCUUGCACAGGAACGAGAGGAAAAAGAGAGGGAGAGAGAAGCGGUAAGGAAGCGGAUCAGAAAAGAGGAAGUGGAAGGUCUAAAGAUUGUACAGCUUCAAGAAGAGCUGGACAAUUUUAAAAAACCUCAGAGUUUGGGAGAGAAGUUAUCAAAAGACAAUCUUCCCCUCACAUAUUUACAACUAGAACACCAUCCUAACACUGAUACGAAUCCUGCCUAUUCAGAAAACAAAGACUUGGUUUCUUCUCCCAACAACCAAGAGUCCAUCUGUGACUCUGUGAACUUUCAGAACAAAGUGGUCUGCAAAGAAACCAGAACAGUGGAACUGAUUACGGAUCUUGGAGCACAAACUAAACCACCAGAGGACAAGACCUCUGUCGCAGAGAUAGGUGGGACUCAAACAUUGAGUAAAGGUGCCUCAGAUUUGGACAGCACUUCUGUUUUAGUUUUAGAGGUGGAGCGUCUGAGGGCAGCGCGAGACCGAGAGUCCGAGAAGGCGAAACUAGCUCAAGGAAAGCUGGAGGACCUACAGAAGCUUGUGACCACUCAGACCAAGCACCUUACCCAAGCUUUUGAAAGCCAGAGCAAGCACAUUGAGAACCUGUUGAAAGAGCUGCACGACAAAGACUGCGCCCUCCAGAAGCAGAGCGAGGAAUUGCAAAAAUGUGAAGAGAAAAUCGGUCUUCUUGAAGAAGAAAAACAAAUUAGGAUGACCAUUGCCCCUAGUGAGGUCUAUACGCCUCCUGAACUGUCUUCAGAGAUCUCAAGAGAACUGAGCUGUGAUUCAGUCUUCAGCAACACAAGCAUAAGUGACUAUGAAUUGUUUAGUGAUGACGCACAACCAACUUUUUUUAAGGAGAAGUUCUCACGGCCUACUGUACUGCUUCCUAUUAUUCAAAACACUGACCAAACCAACACUAAUAAGAUAUCUGAUAAGCUGCAAGCAACUGAAGCCAUCAAGCCACAUGAAUUAUGUCUUGCUUCAGAAAUAAUUCAUUGGGGAAAUGCUCCGAAUUCUUGUGCUGUUUCGGAAGCAGCUGGACUUUGUGAAGUAAUUGAUGAGAACGCAACUUCUCUUUUGCAAAAUGAGCAGCUGGACGCUCUGAACUUCCAAAAUCAUGUUCCAGAACAUUCCACAGGUGAUCCCAAAGAGCUAGAACGAGUAACAAAGGAAUUACAGGAUGCGCAGCUUGAGCUGAAUGUGUUGAGGGCUCAGACUUCAGAGCUUGCUCUACAAGGAGGUGUGAUACAAGAAGAGAUUCUGACUGUUAAACGAGAGAAUGAAGAGUUGAAAUUGAAUCACUUGGGUGCUACACAAGAUGCUGCCUUACUUUUAGAGAACACUGAAAAUGAAGAAUUGACAAGCACAAAGGAAGGGUUACAAAGUGGCCUCCCAAUGGGACAGGAGUUGGACGUCCUUCACGCAAAAAGCUCCAAGGCAGAGGUUCAGUCUCUUCAGGAGCAGAUUCAGGCACUACAAGAGCAGAUCCAGCACCUCUCUGAGGAGAACAGGACACAAGCUGAAGAACUAGAACUCUGGAAGUUCUCUGAAGAAACAGUGGGCAACAAAUCCCCUUCCGUUGUACUAAAAGAGUUUGAGCUGUACCUCCCCUGCAGUCCAAGAAAGCUGCACACGCAGUCCCAAAUUACAAGAACCAAGAUGCACCAGUGCACUGUUAGAGAGGGGACACACUGGUCCCCAUUAGCUGACAUGAAUGACCAGACCAACUUGGGGAAGCACGUGUCACCAGAAACUCAAAUGACACGCGAUGUGAGAGAAUCACAAGGAUCUGUUGAGGAUCUUACGAAUGGAAAUGAGAAUGUAAUGACCAAAGAACAUGCUGAACACAAAUGUGAACGCAGCUCUAUCUACAAAAGCAACAAAUGUCCUCCUGUCUGUGUCUCAGAUAUUAUGAGUAGUAAUACUAAAGACAAGCUGUCACCUCCACAGACCAAACCAACAGAUUACAGUAAUUCAGAUUCUCAGCCGAUUGCCUCAGUGUCUCCCGAGGAUCUGACCAAAGUAGCAGAUGCCAGUACGGACAGCCAGGAAGAUCCCCUAAUCGGUGUUUCCAUCACAACCAAAUAUCAGACCGAGGUCAUCAAGUCAAAUCCAAUCACAGAGUCCUAUGGGACUACAGACUCCAAAAAUUCGGAUGUGUUAUGCACCGAGCAUAAUGAGAUUGAAACCAUGGAAACUGUUGAUUUGGAUAAACAUGGACAUUGUCAUGGAGAAACAACAGAUGAAAAGAACAAAGAUGUGCAAAAUCCAAUCAAGAAUGAAUCGGCACAGUGUCAAAUGGUAGAGUUCAGCAAGGUCCGAACAGAGGUGAAGAGUGUAUCCACUCAGACAGAGGAGAGCCGAGAGCUCAUUUUGGGGGACAAGCGGCCAUCCGUCCAUGCCUGUGCCCCAAAAGAUGGAGAUCAGCUGGAGACGGUGCAAAAUAAAGACCCGACCCCACAGUCUGUUACAAACCAACUGUUAUCCAGCGUAUUCCCCAUCAAUAACCCAGCUCACCUCGCUGAACGCAUCCGGCAAAACCGCAGCCGCAUGUCUGCCGCUUACGACGAGACCGAAUACGAACCGUAUGGCCUGCCAGAGGUCGUUAUGAAAGGAUUUGCUGACAUUCCCAGCGGGCCGGCUUGUCCAUACGUCCUGCGCAGGGGGCUUCUGGGAACUGAUGCAGUGCCCCUCCCACGCAGAGAUGCCACACCUCAGGAGGAUGAUGAUGACAUUGAGCCAUAAUACUCAUACACACCUGAUAUCUCCCAUUGGUUUCCAUGCUGAAGGAAUUUCACUGCCUCUUUAAUCCUAAUGUUGUGUCAAGGGUUUCUUCUGCACACUGCUCACCAUGACACUUGAGAGGAUUUGAGCAUUGCCUGUGUCAUGUGAUGUCGAAUUUAUAGACCCAAUUUGUAGUUUUGUGAUCUCUUUUUUUCCCCCCUUGAUUGUUCUUAGUACAAAAUAAAAGCCUUAUUGUGCAUAUUUAAGUUGUUGGGGCCUUUUAUAAUUUAGCUUUGAAUUUUUUUUUCGUAGAGGUGUUGUUUCCCCCCAUUUUAUGACACUUGAAUUUUGUGAAUAGUCUUAUUUAUUGGCUGACACGUCUUGAAGACUGUGCACUACUGCGAGAGUGUGUGUUUGUGUGUCUGUGGUAUGACUCAGAUCAACCUGAGCCUGUUUCCGAUCCUUGUAUGGCAAUUCACUGUCAGGCUGUUUCUUUCUCUCUCUCUCUCUCUUCUCUCUCUCUGUCAUCUAACAGCUUUAUAAUGCACAGUGGAGUAUUUAUAAGAUUGUCCAUUUGUAAUGAAGCAUUUAAGAAGCUUGGAUAUGUUUUUGAUUAGAUUCAUCUAUUUAUUUGAUUCACUGUCAUCUUGUGUAUUUGUGUAUACUUUUGCUUGAAUAUGUUUCUUCUAAAUGUCAAAUGGUCUGUAGGAUUUUCAGUUUGGAAUAUUUACAUUUAUUAAACGUAAAUGAAAUCCAAAUGUGUUGUUAUUGUUUUCCCACUGUAGAAAUCUGUACCAGCUAAAUUUGGAGUUUACUUUGUUACAAUUUGAAGAUACUUCAUAUUUUUUGUAUAAUAUCUGAUAAACUUUAUGAUUGACUAUAA